AUGGCAUCAGGAAAUCCCGACAAGCUCUUGCCCAAGUUUCGAAUCAAUGACUCUUCAGUCAGGCCAGAUCGACAGCAGUGCGUGCUCAAGUGUACAAGAGCUGCAGUUGAGUACCAGAGAAAGAAGAGAGACCCCACCCCUAGUGCUGCUGAUAGCAUUCUUUGGGAUGAGAGAACGGCACUAGUAGGAGCAAGGCGCCGAGCGAAUGCACGAGGUGUGCCAAAUCCAACCGAGCAACAAUAUCUUGGGCAGUUGGUCAUUACCUUUGGAAAAUACACCCACUGCACAUUCCAGUGGCUGUUGGAGAAUGAUGUAGGCUAUGUUAAAUACUUGGUGGACAAACAUAUUAAGGAGACACACAAUCGGGCCAGAGAAGUACCGAUUCGGGAUGGAUGGGUGAAAGAUCUUCUUUGGAGAUAUGCCGAAUCCUUCCGCCAGGUGUCAACGCAUUUGGAAAAAAACAUAGACGAGUGCGUGUAUCCAGUGCCAGCAUUUCGCAGCCGCACAUUCUCUGAGAUGUGGGACAUGUACAAUAUGUACAGAACCGUCUACCAAAACGACCCACAAGCUGCCUCCCAAGACACUGUACAACUUUGUAAAAAGGCGUACUGCUCGGUGAGAUACUGGCUGGAGAUAUCGGUGAAAGCAAUUUCAAGUCAGCAACUGAAGCGGUUUCGCCAGUACAUAUCUGAUAAGGAUGCCAAGGUCACAACUGCAACUCCAAAUACCAAAGAUGAAUGCAGUACAUCAUCCAUCCCCUUAAAGAAGCGGAAGAUGGCUUCUGAAUCGGAAAGCAGCCCAUCCCCAGUGGCAUCCACAUCCCGUGCUCCCCAGAUGGCAUCCAGCCCCCGCCCAUCCCCAGUGGCAUCCACAUCUCGCGCUCUCCCGAUGGCAUCCAGCCCCCGCCCAUCCCCAGUGGCAUCCACAUCUCGCGCUCUCCCGAUGGCAUCCAGCCCCCGCCCAUCAGCAGUGGCAUCCACAUCUCGUGCUCCCCCGAUGGCAUCCAGCCCCCGCCCAUCAACAGUGGCAUCCACAUCUCGCGCUCUCCCGAUGGCAUCCAGCCCCCGCCCAUCAACAGUGGCAUCCACAUCUCGUGCUCCCCCGAUGGCAUCCAGCCACCGCUCAUCCCCAGUAGCAUCACCCGAGGUACAAGAAAUUCAAGUUCAAGCAUCAGAGAUCUCCUAUGAAGGCUGGUGCAAAUCAUGGGAGAUUGAUGGUUCGGGAGGUAUCCCAGCUACUGAUCGUAAGUGGCUGAAGUGUGAUUCGGAGCGGGGGAUGUUUGGGCCCAUUCAGGUCUACAAAGAUGUUAAGGGGGAGUACAGGCGACGCCACGUCCUGAAGAGCGACAGAAUGUGGUUCCAUCCCCCAGAAUGCCCGGGACUUGCACAGGGUUCCAUACCUGCACCAGAGCAUUUUUUCCACGCACGGGUUUUUUUCUGGCGCCCCCUUGGUGUCUGGCAGUACAGUAUCCGGUGUCCACGUCUUAACUGUCCUGGCCGCGAAGACAGCAACAUCUUCCUCUAUCGGUCUGGAUAUCACUCAAAGGUCAGGCAAAUCUGCGACAUUUCUGGGUGGUAUUCCAUGUUGACCGAAGUCCUCAGCUGUGGGCCAUGCAACAAGGCAGCAAGCAAAAGUGGAGAUAAAAGGGUAAAAUGGGGGAGAUUCUUGGCAUGGGACAUGGACAUCAUCAAGCAGUUGAGUGAAGCUCAUCAGGCAUUUUUUCCAGCAGUUCUAACAGCUCGACGUGGUGUAGAUAAAAAUGUAGUUCAGCUCCUCCGAGACCGAACAGAAGGGAACACGAUGUCCAAAGUUUGGAGGCAAAUACAGGAGAACCACUGUGAGGACUACCUAAACAGGAAGGAUAUGUACACCACCCUUCUCUACACCCUGGCCAAACCUGGAGGGAUAGUCUCUGCUUUGGGUCACCAGUUCAAACGACCACCCGAGAGACAUGAGCUUCCUUCACCUCGCCUACUGCGACAUGCAUUUCUGCUCGAAGAGGCUAACCACGUGCAAGACUAUCGCACUCAGGUUCUGUCCAUCUUCGGCAGAGUUUUGAAGUUUGACUCUACAAAAAAGUAUGCCUGUUUUCUUCUUUUUCGUCAGAUCUGCAAAAAGUUGUCUGGAGCAAGUCGUGGCACAGCUGAAUGGUUCACCAGUGUUGGCAAUGAAAAGAACCAGAUUGUCACCUUUGUGCUGACAUGCGAGGAGUCAACAGACAAGCUGACACCUAUGGCAGAGGGACUCAUGACCAGGUAUGAGAAAGCUGGCCAACCACCUCCAGAAGUCAUGUACGUUGACCGUGGUUGCUGUAGGGGUCAUGGUGCAACAGCUGUGGAGACGCUCUUCCAUACUUGGGUAGAUUCCGGGAUGGUUAUCCGGCUUGAUGCUUGGCACUGGAUGCAUCGGUUUCAUUGUGCUGUUCGCACGGACAGUCACCCUAAGUAUGCUCUCUUCAAGUCUGCCCUGUCAGGUGCAGUGUUUGCAUACAACCGUCAAGACCUUGACCUGCUCAUCCAGGCAGUUCGUGAUGGCUCCCCAGCAAAGUACAGUUCCCUGUCAGAUGAAGAAGUAGUGCACUUCCACAUUACGCAUGACGUCAUGAAGCACUACGUGAGAAGGAUCACUCUUGGUGUUCAAGAAGGUUUCAGGCGUGUCAGCGACACUAUUGAGGCAUUGAAGGGAGAUGCUGGCCUGGAUGAGAAUGGCAUCUCACUGUUCAAAUCUCCUGAGGCCAUAGAUGAGGUGUGGGCUGCCCAGCAGAAACAUCUUGAAUGUUUACAAGAUCCGCCUGAGAUGAGUAUGUACAGUGUGGCAAAACUCGCCGUCAAGAAUGGUGUUCAGCUACCAUACUAUGCCUGUGUACGUGGUAACAACAGCCUUGAGGGAUUUCACGUUCAUCUGCCUAAAAUGAUACCAGGUCCUCACUGUGACCCAAGACCAUUUCAGGUCUAUCUCCUGAGUGGCAUCGCUCGAUGGAAUGCUGACCGUGAGGCCAGUGCAGUAUUCGGCAGAAAGGGGCGCAAGCACAGGAUCUACUCUGGCCCACUGAUCAAUCGUCUGAACACCCGAUGCAGAGCGCUCUUCGGUGAAGAAGAGAUUGAGGAAGAAAACUUCAGGAUACCGGCAGAAUCAAAUGAUGAACUUCUUGGGCUUGAGUACCUGUUUAUGCAGAGCACAGGCAGCACAGAUGAGAUGCACAUCACCUCCUCUACAGCUCUGCGAGACGAGGGCCCCACUGAGGAAGAAGAGGUGAUGACCAACGAGGAGAGUGACGAGGGUCUCGAUGAUGGUUACAACAGUGAGGCUGACCUUACUCAAGGUACUGCUGUCACCCCUGUCCACAUGGUAGUGACAACUAAUGAGACGGCUGAAGCUCUGGAUCCUGCCUGUGAAGAUGUUUGUGGCAUGAAUCCACUCCCGGGGUUUGCAAAAGUGGAAAAACUCAGUCAGCUACUGACAAACAUCGCCACCGAUGAGGGCAAGCUUGCCCUGUCUGCUGAGACAAGACGCUUGGUGAUCGAGGCAUGGAAUCAGCUGGACGAACAUGACAAGAGUCCCCAGAAGUUCCAGUCCCGCUAUAAGACUCAUUGGGGGAACACAUUGUAUGGUCGGACAAAAGGGGAUCCAGAGGAUGCAGCCAUAACACAGCGGGUCAAAUUUCGAAAUCGUUACACCCCAGCACAGGUAAUUGAUGUAAAACGAAAUAGGCUUAUGUACUGCGUUGUGAAGCACAUUUGGCUGCGUGCCGGUGGCGUCGCAUCGCCUGAGAAGUGUAAGAUCACUAAGCUGUACGAACGCAUGCAGCAAAGGGUUAUGGUAGAAGAUCCCAUCUUAAGCAAGCUGGGUAUCCCCCUCCCCAAAGUUAACACAAAAUGUGUCCGGGAGUUCCUUCGCCGACAAGAGGCACUUGCCAGCACAAACGCAACAAGCCAUGGGAACACCAUAAUCCGGCGUUGGCAAAGUGUAUCUGGUGCAAAACUACCCGAUGCUCCAGAGAUGCCCCAGAAGAGAGGUCAAACCGACUGGCCAGAGACGACAUACGCAGACAUACCCAGCAUGGCUGGAACGAAGGUGGUGAAAGCGAGACAUGAUGUUGUAGAAAUUUUGUCUACUCCCUUACCCUCUCUGGGCAUUUCCAGCAGUCCCGUUUCUGGCGCCGCAGGGUCUCACUUCAUGACUGGCUCUUUGCCGCCACAGUUUUCCUCCCAUGGUCCCUCUCCUGUUGCCCCAAGAGCACUAUUCACUACAACAGGCACUUCCCCUCCAAGAGUUGUCACCUCAGCUGGUCCCUCAUCUGGUGCUGCAGGGUCUGACCUCUCGCUAGGUGCCAGACCAUUGUCGUCGGUUUAUACUGGACGCUCUCCUGGUGCCUCAAGAGCACAGUUCAAUUUGGCAGGAACCUUGACUCGUCCCGCAACUUGUUCUUCGCCAUUUGUCUCCUCGGCUGGUCGGCACUCUGGUGUCUUAGUGUCUGACUCCUCGACUACUUCUUCAAAGUUGUCGUUGCCAUCCGUUGCUGCUGGACCUUCUUCUGGUUUGUCAACUGACCCCUCAACCAGUUCCUCCCAAGUUGUUGCCUCCGCUGAUUCCUCUCCUACCUGGGCACGAUCAACAACCUACUCCAGGGCUCAGAAGGAAAGGAGAUCAAACAAAUUGAUGCCUAAAAAAACAAGAAAGGAAAGUAAUCCUACUUGCAUUCUUUGUGGCAAGCCAAUGCAAGGCCACAAGAAAUACAGAAAGAAGUCAUUUUGUGAAGACACAAAGCGAUCUACCUCAGCAGGAUUCCAGAACAGAGAAUUUAUUCACUUUGAGCACUUUAAGAUUGUUGUUGAUGAAAUGUUGGGAUAAGUUCUUCGUCAUGUACUUGCGAACCAUUUUUUCACACAUCUGACCCAAAGUGACUUGUAGUUUUCGCAAGAUUACUUGGGUAUAUCCUUUUAC
This is a messenger RNA of Patiria miniata (bat star), 4944 nucleotides long. RefSeq lists its product as uncharacterized. The record is from RefSeq and is a predicted model, not a curated record. The coding region runs from base 1 to 4851 and encodes 1616 amino acids. Lineage: Eukaryota; Metazoa; Echinodermata; Asteroidea; Valvatida; Asterinidae. The transcript is spliced from 7 exons.